CACAAACUCACAAACGUCGACACAUCGUCCACGCAGCGGACAAGAACAGAUUCUUAUUGCAGAUGCUCGAGUUCUUCUUGCUUCAGAUUAUUUCACGCACAUAGAGACAAAGUAGUUCUUUAAAUAUGAACGGGACUGCUGCUGUUCAUUAAUUAAGGUACUCCGUAGGAUCUUUUUUGCGGACAGAGUGGCAUGCCAUGCUAUGACAGCAAGCAAGUGUCGUCCGAAGUAAGCUGACAACCAAUUCCCAGCACUAGAUCGAUCGCCAUGGCCACGCCCCAUGUCUUGGUCCUGCCCUUCCCGGCGCAGGGCCAUGUCAUCCCUCUAAUGGAGCUCUCCCACCGCCUCGUCGAGCACGGCGUCAAGGUCACCUUCGUCAACACCGAGCUCAACCACAGCCUCAUUCUCGGCGCUCUGGCUUCCAAAGACGGCGAGAGCAACAGCAUCGGAGGGAACGGGAUCGAUAUGGUGUCCAUUCCAGACGGGCUGGGCCACGGCGAGGACCGGAAGGACCUCAGCCUUCUCACGCAGUCCUUCUCGGAGGUCAUGCCCGGCGAGCUGGAGAAGCUCAUCGGAAGGAUCUCCGAAUCAACGGGGGGCGAACGAGAGCUCACGUGGCUGAUCGCUGACGCGAACAUGGCGUGGGCCUUUCCCGUGGCGAGGCGGCUCGGGCUCCGGGUCGCAGCCUUCAACCCGUCGGCGGCGGCCAUGUUCGCGACGAGGACCAGCAUCCCCGAGAUGAUACGGGACGGCGUCGUGGACGAGAGAGGCCUGCCGAAGCGGCCCGGCCCGUUUCAGCUGGCACCGUUGAUGCCGGCCAUUGACCCCUCGGAGAUCUCGUGGAACCGCGCCGGGGACCCCGAGGGACAGCCGGCUAUCUUCCAGUUCAUCCUCCGGAACAACGCGGCCAUCCACCACGCCGAGGCCGUCGUGUGCAACUCGGUCCAAGAGCUCGAGCCGGGAGCCUUCGCGCUGUUCCCCAAGGUCAUCCCCGUGGGCCCGCUGAUCUCCGGUUCCGCCGGUGCUGCUGACGGAGACAACAAGCCGGUGGGGAGCUUCUGGGCCGAGGAUGAGUCAUGCGCGGCGUGGCUGGACGCGCAGGCGGCGGGGUCCGUGGUGUACGUGGCGUUCGGCAGCUUCGCCGUCUUCGGCGCGGCGCAGCUGGUGGAGCUGGCGGAGGCGCUGGCGCUGGCGGGCCGGCCGUUCCUGUGGGUGGUGAGGCCGGACUCCGUGGAUAGCGGGCCGUGGGUGGUGGAGGACCUCCGGCGGCGGGCCGGGCCGCGCGGGCGCGUGGCGGGCUGGUGCCCGCAGCAGCGGGUGCUGGCGCACCCGGCCACGGCGUGCUUCGUGUCGCACUGCGGCUGGAACUCGACCAUGGAGGCCGUGACCAACGGCGUGCCCGUGCUGUGCUGGCCAUACUUCGCCGACCAGUUCCUCAACCGGAGCUACGUCUGUGACGUGUGGAGGACGGGGCUGCAGGCGGUGGCGGCCCCGGCCGGCGAGGAGAGCGAAGCGGGGCGGGUCGUGGGGAGGGAGGCGAUCAGGGGCAAGGUGGAGGAGCUGCUUGGCGACGCGGAGACGAAGGCCAGGGCGCUCGCGCUAAGGGACGUCGCGAGACGGGCCCUCGGGGACGGCGGGUCGUCGCGCCGGAAUCUCGCACGGUUCGUGGACCUCGUUCGAGGAUCGGCGAGUUAAGUAUAUAGAUUAUUCUUGUCGAAACACUGAAAUGAGAAGUAAGCUUGCAAUGAGAAACUUGUCGCGUGAUUUCGCAGUGCUGGGUUUUGGGUCUCGUCGAGCUUCUGUCUGUUAGUUUCGAAAAGGAAAAGAGCUUUCUGCGUGUAGCAGCUCGUCAGCA
Brachypodium distachyon (stiff brome) is the source of this 1855-nucleotide messenger RNA. Its product is annotated as UDP-glycosyltransferase 83A1-like. Gene Ontology annotation, molecular function: UDP-glycosyltransferase activity. The transcript has a single exon. The record is from RefSeq and is a predicted model, not a curated record. NCBI's taxonomy places the organism in Eukaryota, Viridiplantae, Streptophyta, Magnoliopsida, Poales, Poaceae. The coding region runs from base 268 to 1695 and encodes 475 amino acids.